Ziziphus jujuba (common jujube) is the source of this 4355-nucleotide messenger RNA. Its product is annotated as alpha-mannosidase 2. Bases 272 to 3775 code for a protein of 1167 amino acids. The record is from RefSeq and is a predicted model, not a curated record. Gene Ontology annotation, molecular function: carbohydrate binding; alpha-mannosidase activity. The transcript is spliced from 4 exons. Lineage: Eukaryota; Viridiplantae; Streptophyta; Magnoliopsida; Rosales; Rhamnaceae. Gene Ontology annotation, biological process: mannose metabolic process; N-glycan processing; protein deglycosylation. Gene Ontology annotation, cellular component: Golgi membrane.
CGGACCAGUUUGUGCACUUGAGCAAGAAGGCUAGACUCGCACGCGGCGGGUCUCGAGUCUUCUUCUUCUUCAUUUUGCAUCCUCACUCACCCACCACAGAGAGAGAAAGAGAGAGAGAGAGAGAGAGAGAGAGAGCGAGAGAGAAGAUUGCAAACAGAUAGAUAGAUUCAUUCAUAGAUCGGACAAUCCAAUUUCAGUUCCGAUAUAUGAAGAAACCUCACAUGGCCAAACUCAAUUAAGCCCCAAAAAAAGUUCAUUUCUAUUUACGAAAAUGGCCUUCUCCACUCGUCGAGGAGGCUGGGCUAGCUCUCUCCUUCCCACAUCCUCCUCUUCCUCAUCCCCCUCCUCAACUUCCAAAUCCAAGCUCACCAGGAAAUCUCGCAGACGAUUUGCACUCCGAGACUUCAUCUUGGCCAACUUCUUCACCAUUGGUUUACUGAUCUCGUUCUUCUUCUUCUUCAUCGUCGUACUCCGUUACGGCGUACCCAGUCCCAUUAGCUCCCGAUUGAAACCCAAGAAUCCGACCCGUAUUUACAAACCCCCGAGAAAAUCUUCUCAUCGGAAAUCCGUUAAAGUGGUUGAUAAUCUAAACGGUUCCGCUAUCGGAGCCACCGUGGAUAUUACGACCAAGGACUUGUAUGACAGGAUUCAGUUUCUGGAUGAGGAUGGUGGGCCUUGGAAGCAAGGUUGGAGGGUGACGUAUAAAGGGAACGAGUGGGAUUCGGAGAAAUUGAAGAUAUUCGUGGUGCCCCAUUCGCAUAACGAUCCGGGUUGGAAGCUUACGGUUGAGGAGUACUAUGAUAGACAGUCUAGGCAUAUACUCGAUACCAUUGUUGAAACACUAUCCAAGGAUUCUCGGCGCAAGUUUAUAUGGGAAGAGAUGUCUUAUUUGGAGAGAUGGUGGAGGGAUGCCACAGAUGAGAAACGAGAAUCAUUCAUUAACAUAGUGAACAAUGGUCAGCUUGAAAUUGUUGGUGGUGGCUGGGUAAUGAACGAUGAGGCUAAUUCACAUUAUUAUGCCAUUAUCGAGCAGAUGACAGAGGGGAACACUUGGUUAAAUGACACCAUUGGGGUUAUUCCUAAAAAUUCUUGGGCAAUAGAUCCAUUUGGUUAUUCACCUACCAUGGCAUAUCUUCUCCGUCGAAUGGGUUUUGAAAAUAUGCUUAUCCAGAGGACGCACUAUGAGCUGAAGAAGGAACUUUCUCUGCAUAAGAAUUUGGAAUAUGUAUGGCGUCAGAGCUGGGAUGUGGAGGAAACUACUGAUAUCUUUGUUCACAUGAUGCCGUUCUAUUCAUAUGAUAUUCCCCAUACUUGUGGGCCGGAGCCUGCUAUUUGUUGUCAGUUUGAUUUUGCUAGAAUGCAUGGUUUUGUUUAUGAACUCUGCCCUUGGGGACAACAUCCAGUAGAGACCACCCAGGAAAAUGUAAAGGAGAGGGCACUAAAAUUACUAGAUCAAUAUAAAAAGAAAUCUACCCUAUACAGGACAAACACACUUCUUAUUCCUCUUGGAGAUGAUUUCCGCUACGUCAGCGUUGAUGAAGCCGAAGCUCAGUUUAAGAAUUACCAAAUGUUAUUUGAUUAUAUCAACUCCAAUCCCUCUUUAAAUGCAGAAGCAAAAUUUGGUACUUUGGAAGACUACUUUCGAACUCUUCGUGAGGAGUCUGAGAGAGUAAAUUAUUCACAACCUGGUGAGGUUGGCUCUGGUCAGAUUGGAGGUUUUCCUUCUCUAUCUGGCGACUUCUUUACUUAUGCUGAUAGGCAACAGGACUACUGGAGUGGCUAUUAUGUCUCAAGACCUUUCUUCAAAGCUGUCGAUAGGGUUCUGGAGCAAACACUCCGUGCCGCAGACAUGAUGAUAGCUUUAUUGCUUGGGUACUGUCAAAGAUCACAGUGUGAGAAGUUGCCAAUUGGGUUCUCUUACAAGUUGACUGCUGCAAGAAGGAACUUGGCUCUCUUUCAGCAUCAUGAUGGUGUAACUGGUACUGCAAAAGAUCAUGUGGUCCUGGACUAUGGUACUCGGAUGCAUACUUCUUUGCAAGACUUGCAGUUUUUCAUGGCUAAAGCUAUUGAAGUACUGCUGGGGAUACGCCAUGAGAAAUCUGAUUCAAAUCCUUCUCAGUAUGAGGCAGAACAGGUGAGAUCUAAGUAUGAUGCUCAGCCUAUUCAUAAGGCAAUCAAUGCUCGUGAAGGAACCCAACAAUCAGUGGUUUUUUUUAACCCUCUGGAACAAACAAGAGAAGAGGUUGUGAUGGUUAUUGUAAACAGGCCUGAUAUUUCUGUUUUGGACUCAAACUGGACAUGUGUUCAGAGCCAAAUUUCUCCUGAAUUUCAGCAUGAUAAAAGUAAGAUCUUUACUGGCAGAUCUCGUGUCUACUGGAAAGCUUCUGUUCCUGCAAUGGGGUUGCAAACAUAUUACAUUGUCAAUGGUUUUUCUGGAUGUGAAAAAGCCAAACCAGCCGUUGUAAAAUUCUUCUCGGCGUCUGGUUCAUUAGCUUGUCCCCCUCCUUAUGCCUGCUCAAAAGUAGAAAACAACGUGAUUGAGAUCCAGAACCGGCAUCAAACACUCACCUUUGAUGUUAGGCAUGGUUUGUUGCAGAAAGUAACAUAUGAAAAUGGCUCUUCAUAUGUUGUGGGUGAAGAAAUAGCUAUGUACUCUAGUUGGGGAAGUGGAGCAUACUUAUUCAAGCCAACUGGUGAUGCCCAGCCUAUCAUCGAAGCAGGUGAGCAGAUGGUGAUAUCCAAGGGCCCUCUGAUGCAGGAGGUAUACUCUUAUCCACAUACAGCAUGGGAGAAUAGCCCCAUUUCUUAUAGCACCCGUGUUUAUAAUGGAGAAAAUACUAUACAGGAGUUUCUCAUAGAGAAGGAAUAUCACGUGGAGCUUCUUGGUCAUGAGUUCAAUGAUAGGGAGUUGAUAGUUAGAUACAAGACUGAUAUUGAUAACAAAAGAAUAUUUUAUUCUGAUUUAAAUGGCUUUCAGAUGAGCCGGAGAGAAACCUAUGGCAAAAUCCCCUUGCAGGGAAAUUACUACCCUAUGCCCUCUCUUGCAUUCAUGCAAGGAUCCAAUGGCCAGCGGUUUUCUGUCCAUACCCGGCAGUCACUGGGUGCGGCUACCCUUGAAGAUGGAUGGCUAGAGAUUAUGCUUGACCGCCGCUUGUUAAGAGAUGAUGGACGAGGUCUUGGGCAAGGAGUGAUGGAUAACCGUGAAAUGAAUGUGAUCUUCCACAUUGUCUUGGAGUCCAACAUCUCCACCACUUCAAACCCAGUUUCUAACCCUUUGCCCUUAAACCCCUCCCUUCUUUCUCAUCAGGUUGGUGCUCACUUGAACUAUCCCUUACAUGCAUUUAUUGCCAAGAAGUCUCAGGAAUUAUCUGUGCAGCCGCCACCCCCAAAGUCUUUCUCCCCUUUAGCUGCUUCCUUACCAUGUGACUUGCAUAUUGUGAGUUUUAAGGUUCCCCGGCCAAUUAAAUAUUCUCAGCAACCACAUGAAGAUUCUAGGUUUGUUCUAAUCUUACAGAGGCGAAACUGGGAUUCUUCGUACUGUCAGAAGGGCAGAUCACAAUGCACUAGCGUUGCCAAUGAACAUGUGAAUUUGUUUAACAUCUUCAAAGGGCUUGCAGUGUUGAAAGCCAGACCCACUUCUUUAAAUCUCUUGCAUGAAGAUGUAGAGAUGCUUGGGUAUGAUGAGCAUUCUGGAGAUGUUGCACAAGAGGGACAAGUCCUUAUCUCUCCCAUGGAAAUACAGGCAUACAAGCUGGAAUUACGACCACAUCAGUAAAUUUGAUUUUCAUAACCACGGUUUCACUGAUCCUCAUUUGGCUGGGCUUGUUGCAAAGAAGUGUCAUUUCUCACUGCCCACCAUUAAAUAUGAUCAAAGUGGAAUUACUUAGGAACUGCUGUCUCUAUGCAUCUGAUGAAGUUAAUGCUGGAAAUGAAGAUUUUAUAGGUGAGAUUUUUCUUAGCGAAAUCAUCCGAGGAGGGUUGGUUUUUGCCGAGGAAGUCGAUUGAAAGACAUGGGCACGGGAAUUUUUUGGUGUACAAUUCCUGUUGACCAUUAUGUUAGAGAAAAAUUAACCUCUUGACAUAGUUGUAUGUGUUGGGGGAACUGGCAUCAGACUUUGAUUCCCCAAAAUAUACCAAAAAAGAAAAAAAGAAAAAAGAAAAAAUAGCUUUGAGUUAUGUACACUUUUGCUUUAGAAUAUAAUGGUUCGCUUGCAUGGAUAGAAAUUAAACGUUAAUUUGUACUGCUAUGUUUUCGGUCGUUGUGCUAUUUAUAGGUUUUCGCAAAGUGUCGCUUUUAAUUUUUUUUUUUUUUCCCACAGUAGUUUAAUGGAUUAACAGCUUAGAUAUUUCUCUUA